Messenger RNA from Aspergillus versicolor CBS 583.65, 955 nucleotides. RefSeq lists its product as uncharacterized. Lineage: Eukaryota; Fungi; Ascomycota; Eurotiomycetes; Eurotiales; Aspergillaceae. The record is from RefSeq and is a predicted model, not a curated record. The transcript has a single exon. Bases 411 to 662 code for a protein of 83 amino acids.
ACCAUUUCUGUGUCCAAACCUGACCCAAAACUGCCUUGCAGUCUAUGAGCGUGUCCAUCUCAAUCCCAAAGCGAGAGAUAAGACUCCACCUCCACCUCCACCGGUCCUUCUUCCUGUAUCUGUUCAUGUGGAGCUCCACCAAGAUAACAAGCAAUUACUUCAAUAUUACCCCAGACCGGUAGUUUAUUGUUGAGGAUUGCAGGACCGCCUUAUCUGCUGGGGUUAACUCCACCAGCUGUGGAUAUCUGGUCUAUUGGUAAAUUUCCUGUUGUCAGCACGGGUUAAAAUCACCAGGUACAGAUGCCGGAAGAAUUUCCCGGGUCUCUGCAACCCUGUGGCCGUACUCCGCUGCGCCCGGGACAUCUGACAUCUUUCUUCACUCACUCGUGGGCUCGCAGGGUAUUAUAUCAAUGUUGGCUAAUAUCGCACCCACGGUGCAUGUUCAGCUGCUCAGGCUAUACCGUGCGAGAGACUUGGAAGAGGCGCUGGCACCGGUGGCUCAGCUUGCACCUGCUAGCAGAGUACUGUCUAAGGCUGUUAUUGCUCAUUAUUCUGGCUAUGGUUCUGCCAGGGCGUGCCUGGUUGCUCGCCCUAAUAUAGGGAGUCUCGAUGAGUUUGUCGGGAUGUUUGCCGAGGUUAUUGGGCUGGAGCAGAGCAUCUGAAAGGUAGCAAUUCCUCUCGUCGAAGUAUAUAACUUUGCUAUCCGUAAUUGCGGUGGAAUGGGCUAGUGAUAUGAAGCAGUUUAACCUCGUGGCCGCCAAGUUUGCGCGAUUCAAGUCGGAGAUUCAGGCUGGAUACUUUCAGCUGAUAACAGCUCCAUCGGCCCACAGAAGGAUCCUGUCGCCAGUAACCGUCUCAACGUCUGCUCCACUAUGUACACCAAGGAAUAGUCCAACGGCUUCGGAGGUUUUACUGACUGACUUGUAAUAAUUGUCAAGUGUGGUUUGGAUAAUCA